AUGGGAAGCACGCGGGACAUGGGAGUGGGUGAGAGGAGGAGGAGGCGGCUGAUGCUGCAGCUGAACUCACACCACCCCCUCAACCUCCCCCCCACAUUAGCAGCAGCGGAACAGGGAGAGGGAGGAGAAGGGGGACGGGCAGCGCGCGGGGCAGCAGUGCGGAGGGCAGAGGCGCGCGGGGCAACGAGGUGCAGAGGGCAGCAGCGCGCAGGGCAGAGGCGCGCAGGGCAGCCGCGCGCAGGGCAGCGGCGCGCGCGGGGCAGCGGCGCGCAGGGCAACGAGGCGCGCGGGGCAGCAGCGCGCGGGGGGCAGCAGGGCAGCAGGGCGCGCGGGCAGCAGGGCGCGCGGGGCGCGGGGCAGCAGAGCGCGCGGGGCGCGGGGCAGCAGGGCGCGCGGGGCGCGCGGGCAGCAGGGCGUGCGGGGCGCGGGGCAGCAGGGCGCGCGGGGCGCACGGGGCAGCAGGGCGUGCGCGGCGCGAAGGGCAGCAGGGCGUGCGUGGCGCACAUGGCAGCAGGACGCCCGCAACGCACGGGGCAGUGGGGCGCGCGUCAGAAGGGCGCGCACCGGGCAGAAAACCGACCCGCGCUACGUGUGCGCGAUGGGCAGAAUAUGACGCGCGCUAGGGGCGCGUGA
Messenger RNA from Closterium sp. Naga37s-1, 633 nucleotides. Lineage: Eukaryota; Viridiplantae; Streptophyta; Zygnematophyceae; Desmidiales; Closteriaceae. The record is from the annotation of a GenBank genome assembly.